Messenger RNA from Dicentrarchus labrax (European seabass), 2101 nucleotides. RefSeq names its product mucin-5AC. The transcript is spliced from 7 exons. The record is from RefSeq and is a predicted model, not a curated record. Gene Ontology annotation, biological process: regulation of glutamate receptor signaling pathway. NCBI's taxonomy places the organism in Eukaryota, Metazoa, Chordata, Actinopteri, Moronidae. Bases 172 to 1185 code for a protein of 337 amino acids.
AGACUGAACAGGUGUCACAUCUUUACCUGGGAUCCUGAUAAGAGCAUCAGAGCCACCUGGGAGCCACACCUGAGAAUAAACUAACACAGGAUCUUCAUUUCAAGGAGCUGCACAUCUUUUUGCUUCUCAACCCAAUUUCACCCAUCACUGGAAAUAAAGACAUCUACAGGUAUGGACAACAGACUGGUCCUUGUCGUCCUGUUUGUGACGCUGUCCUGGGUAUCUGUGGGCACCUACGCUCAGACCACUGCAGCGCCAAACAUGACCACAGCAUCAGAAAGCAACAUGACAACAGCGGUGGGAAACAACAUGACAAGUGCGAUGGCAACAAACACUUCGACAGCAGCGGGAGACAAUGUGACAAGUGCGAUGGCAACAAAUAUGACGACAGUGGCAGGAAACAACAUGACAAGUGGGCCCAAUGCGACGAUGGCAACAAACAUGACAACAGCAGCGGGAAACAAUACCAACAACACAUCGGCAUCACUUGCCACAGCACCUGCCACCACAACAACUGCCACCACAACAACUACCACUACAACAACUACCACUACAACAACUACCACCGUCACCACAGUGGGAAUUCUUGAGUCAUCUGUUUCUAACUCAGAUUGUGGGACCGGCAAGCUCUGUGCGGCUGAGCCUGCUUCGUGCAACCCUUCUGUAGCAGGAUCAUGUUUCUUUCUUUCUGCUAAGCAGAACAAUGGUCAAACCUUUGACUUUGAGCUCUCAGGAGAGUCAGGCGGCUAUCUUGCUGCCACCCUGUCAACCGACGGCACACUGGGAGGCAACGACACAACCUACGUCUGUGCAAACAACAAUGGUGCUGUUAAGUUCUUUGGCGCUCUCCUCAACAAUAACCAGCUGACAAUGACAAAGCUGAACGUGACCACUGUGAGGGGCAGCAUCAGUGGUAACAGAAUCCAGUGUACAUUUGCUGCCACUGUACCAACCACACUUACAAGAGCAGCAAAUUUCGCAGUCGGAAUUUCCACUGGACCUUUUAACAGCACUUCUGGUACUCUGGGAACCCCAGAAUUCAAGUUAAGGAGCCCUAUUAUCAACCUGCAAAGUACUAACAGCACCGUCACCAAUGAGCUUGCCAACCACGCUAUUACAUUCCAACUAUCACUGAUGCAAGCUCUGCUGAUCAGUGUGGGUGUGCUGGGUCUGUCUAUGCAAUAAGGAAGCUGAAACCCCCAUGAGACAUCAAGACAAGAAAACCAUACCUUCCCUAUUCAUAUACAUGUGCUACUAAAUAUAUUGUUAAAUAUCUCACAGAAGGUUUACGAUGCACAGUGCAGCCCCAGAUUAUUCUGAUCAUGCUUAAUUUUCUAUCAACUUACUGCAGGUGAAAGUAGGAAUGGUGCAGGGUGCUGACUCUUCUACAGCCUUCUGCAGACUACUUUCCCAUCUGGUAUCCCCUCUAAAACAAAGUGUGUGGAAUUUAAUGUUACAUGUAAUACAAUUUGGUGGGAUGGGACUGCUGGAUUUCUGUCCUACAAUUUAUUUAAUUACAAAUUGCAAAUACCCCCAGGUGUAAGUCGAUUUUUUAAUGAUCAUUACAAUUAGAACCAUUAAGAGUAAUCAAACAUCAUAUACAAAUAACAUACAAAUUUUGGGUUUAGGGUCUGGUUACCCUUUAAAGCCCACAUUAUUACUGUCAGGCAGAAACCUCAGUGACUUUCUUUCUAUUAACUAUACUAUUAUUUUGGUAUCCCUCUGAACAUGCCUUUAUGAAGAACCAUAAUAAUUUUGCACAACACAAGCAAAAAACUUUUUUUCCUCUCCUGUCACUCAUAAUGAUGCCAGGAAAUGGCAGACGUGUCUUAUUAUUAUUAUCAUUAUUAUUUUUAUUCUCUUUGGUGUGAAUGUACAUAUUGUUGAUCAUUCAACAAUGUUUUUACAAUGAAGCCUGCAUUGGUUGAUAUUUUCAUGCGUGCAUGUAUGAGCAAGUACACAUGCAAAUGAGCAGUUGCUGAAAAAAAGCAGCUAUACAUAUAUGAUACCAAAUAUUGGUGAACCUGAUUUUGCACAUUGCAUUAUGUAACAAUUGAGUUUUUAUUACAUAUUUUUGAAAUAAAUAUUUUACUCAAGCUGA